GUGGGCCCCGUGUGCCCGGCGCCUGCCUUUCCCACCCGUGCCAGAAUGCGGGCAGCUGCCUGGAGACAGAGCAGGGCUAUGUCUGCGAAUGCCAGGAGGGCUACGCCGGGCAGGACUGUCGAGACAAGCUCUCGGAGGGCUGCGAGUGUCGCAACGGGGGCAGUUGUCUGGAAGGGAAUGUCACCAUCUGCCAGUGCCCGCCUGGGUUUUUUGGUCUCCUCUGUGAAUUUGAAGUCACCACCACGCCGUGCAACGUGAACACGCAGUGCCCGGACGGCGGCUACUGCAUGGAGUAUGGUGGGAGCUACCUCUGCGUCUGUCACACCGACUACGGCACCAACCACACGAUGCCAUCCCCCUGUGACUCGGAGCCCUGCAUGAACGGGGGGUCCUGCGAGGUUCAAGAUGACUCGUACACCUGUGAGUGUCCUCGAGGCUUCCUUGGCAAGCACUGCGAGAAAGCGAAACCACGGCUCUGCAGUACGGGGCCCUGUCGCAACGGGGGUACCUGCAGGGAAGCGGAUGGCGAGUACACCCGCACCCGCCCCCACCCCCGCGAGAUCGGUAAACCAGACCCCUGCGCCUCAGGCCCCUGCCAGAACGGCCAGAACGGGGGCACCUGCUUCCACUACAUCGGCAAGUACAAGUGCGACUGCCCACCGGGCUACGCUGGCCGGCACUGCGAGAUUGUGCCCUCCCCGUGCUUCCUCAGCCCCUGUGAGAACGGUGCUACCUGUGAGGACCUCGGCGGGGGCUACUUUGGCUACGUUUGCCCCUGCCCCAUGGGCUACGUAGGGAAGCACUGCCAGUCUGAGGUCGACUGUGGCAUCCCCAGCGAGGUGAAACACGCCCAGGCCUCUUUCAACUCUACCAAGGUGGGCUCCCUGGCUGAAUACCAGUGUGAGCUGGGCUACGCACUCAGUCAGCACAACCAUCCCCGUGUCUGCCGCUUGCCAGGUGUCUGGAGCGACCCCCCCGAAUGCGAUGAGAUCGACGAGUUCCAGUCGCAGCCCUGCCGGAACGGCGGCCAGUGCAAGGACCGCAUCGCCGAGUUCCUGUGCCUGUGUGAGCCGGGUUACGCUGGCCAGCACUGCGAGUUGGAUGUUGACGAAUGCCAGUCAGAGCCCUGCAAGAACAGCGGGACCUGCCGGGACCUCCCCGGGUCCUUCGCUUGCUACUGUCCCGAGGGUUUUGUGGGGACCCAGUGUGAGACAG
This is a messenger RNA of Cariama cristata (Red-legged seriema), 1215 nucleotides long. RefSeq names its product sushi, nidogen and EGF-like domain-containing protein 1. Gene Ontology annotation, cellular component: protein-containing complex; plasma membrane. The record is from RefSeq and is a predicted model, not a curated record. Gene Ontology annotation, molecular function: calcium ion binding. Gene Ontology annotation, biological process: establishment or maintenance of epithelial cell apical/basal polarity; heterophilic cell-cell adhesion. Lineage: Eukaryota; Metazoa; Chordata; Aves; Cariamiformes; Cariamidae.